UUUCACAAAAUCAAUAAAAUUAGGGCUUGUGGGUUCUCUAUAAUUUGAGAGGGACGUUUCCGGUUUUCCCCCAAUUUAUAAUUUCGAGGCAUUCUUAGCUUUUCCUUUCAAAUUCCACCCACACCAUCCUCACUCAAUCAUUCUCUCUUCCACCUUCAUAAUUCAACGCUUAUUCUCGCUGUUCUAUUGUGAGUUUUACUGUACUAUUCGUCUGCUUAAUCUCGCUGUUCUACUAAUUUCGAUGUUGAACUUUGUAUGAAGUUCUGUAAUCUGUUGAAGUUGUUUGGUGCUGAGUGACUGUGUGAAUGCUUGAUAGAGUUCGGAACGAAACAAACGGAGGUGGUUUGUAUCCUGUGAAGCAAAGGAAGAUGAGUUUUCAGAAGCUGCCAAAGAAAGAGGAAGAACAAUCGACUGAAUUGUUGCACGGCCGUGCAUCUAAGGCUCAAAGAGUCUCAGCUUCAUCCCCUUCGAUCAAUGGCCGCAGGAAAGUCUCACAUGCAGAUAUUGAACUUGUCCAGAAACUGAUUGAAAGGUGUCUGGUAUUGUACAUGACUAAGGAUGAAGCAGUAAGCACACUUGUUACUCGUGGACAACUGGAGCCACAUUUUAUAACCCUCGUGUGGCAGAGACUGGAAGAAGAAAAUCCUGAAUUUUUCAGUGCUUAUAAUGUACAACUAGUUUUGAAGAAGCAGAUCACAUUAUUCAAUCAACUGUUGGAGCAGCAGUACCAUUUGAUGAGCAGAGAGUACCGUAGUGUUACGCCGCCUUCUUUUAACAAUAGUCUCAGUCACAUGCCUGUGAAGUCAUCAUUUGGAUAUCCUUCCCAACAACCUUAUCUUCCAUCUAGAGGUGCUUCAAAUAUGGAACCAUUGUGCUACGGGUCUCGAUAUCAUGUGGUAGAUGGAAUUCCUGCGGCAGGCAACUUUUAUUCCAAUCCACCGAAUAUCAGAUAUGCUGCUUGUGACAACCAUGAGAUGGAUAUAGAUCCCUAUGAUCAAUUCUUAUUUGAACCGGAUGAGAUUCAGAGUUGUAUUCAACCGAUGGCAUUUGGUGCAACUUUUCCAUUCAAUACGUGCAAGAUAGAAGGGUUCCAACCUGCUGUGGAUGGUGGCAGCGGAAGUUCUUCUGACAAUCUUGUUUCUCACUGUAAUCUAACCAACAAUCUUGAAGAACUUGCAGCAUUACAGAGCUACCAAAGUGCCCUUUUCCCAAUGCCUGAUAUAGUAAAUAUCAUGGGGGAGUCUCCUGAAGAAUGUGAUAUAGUUAACUACUUCAUUGCCGAUGCCCCCUGUCUAGAACCCAAAUUUGGAAUUGGCACGGAGAAAUCAUAGCAGGGGUGAUGAUUACUGUACUGACCUCCUGAUUGAGAAUUGCAUAGGACUAUUACACAAAUUAAGUGAUAGCAAAAAUGGGUUGAUAUAGCUGUGAAAUAGAUAACUAACUAGGUAAUCAACUUUGCGUUGAUGAAGCUGUUUAACAAAUAGGUUUUUUGCAAAGUUUUGUAGUACUAUCUUUAAAAUGUAUUGAGCGAAGCUCUCAUUCUUUGACAUGUUCAGCAAUUAAAUUUGCUUUGAAAAUAUAUGUUUUGGUUUGGAAAUAA
Molecule: messenger RNA, 1600 nt
Organism: Spinacia oleracea (spinach)
Lineage: Eukaryota; Viridiplantae; Streptophyta; Magnoliopsida; Caryophyllales; Amaranthaceae
Exons: 9
Coding region: 306-1331 (341 amino acids)
Source: RefSeq, a predicted model, not a curated record